AUGGACACAGAUGACCCGAGGCAACCUUUACUCGGGGGGCCAAGAAAAAAAUGGCGGCGGACAGCGAUUAAGUUCUGUAAUAUGGAGUCGUGGAAAAGGAGAGUGCCGAUUACGAUCUGGUUGCCGACGUACAAACUGGAGUUUUUGGUGCGAGAUGCUAUUGCAGGCAUUACAGUUGGUCUCACGUCUAUACCGCAAGGGAUAGCGUACGCUAUGCUGGCCGGUCUGCCGCCGCAGGUAGGGCUCUACUCCAGCAUAUUCCCGGGAGUUGUGUACGCGAUAUUUGGUAGUUGUAAGGACGUCACAGUCGGCCCCACCGCAGUGCUCGCUGCCCUGAUCGCCAAGUACGUCGCCUUGUCUCAAGACUUCGCCUACCUCGCUACAUUCCUCUCCGGGUGCUUUAUUCUACUGCUCGGUGUUUUGAAUUUAGGUUUUCUGUUGGAUUUUAUAUCGAAACCGGUUAUAAGCGGUUUCACGACGGCGGCCGCGCUACAGAUAUCAGCGACACAACUCAAGUCUCUAUUUCAAACAACAGGUCCAUCGGGCGGUACAUUUAUACACGUUUUGAUAAAUUUCUUCACAAAUAUUAAAACUGUUAAGUUGUGGGACACAGUAUUGGGUGUUGGGACGAUUAUCUCCUUGUUACUGCUCAAGCGGAACUGUGUUACCCCUUAGUCGCCCCUUACGACAUGCGCGCUGUGCGUGCACGCGGCGCGCGCCAGGAACGCGCUCGUCGUGUUCGCGGGGCUCGCGCUGGCGUACGCGCUGUCUCUGCGCGGGCUCGCGCCCUUCGCCCUCACCGGUACAAUACAGGGUGGCCUGCCUCACUUCGGUCCACCGCCCUUCUCAACGACGGUGGGCAAUGAGACGCUGAACUUUGGGCAGAUGCUGGCCGUGUUCGGACCGGAAGGGUUCGCGAUGCCGCUCGUCGCCAUACUGGAGAGCAUUGCUAUCGCUAAGGCUUUCGCGGGCAGUGCCCGCGUGGACGCCACGCAGGAGAUGGUCGCCAUCGGGGCGUGCAACGCGCUGGCGGCGCUGGCGCAGUGCAUGCCCGCCACCGGCUCGUUCACGCGCACGGCGCUCAACCACGCCAGCGGCGUCGCCUCGCCCGCCGGCUCGCUCUUCAAAGCUUCUCUCGUCCUUUUGUCCGUGACUCUGCUGUCGGAAAUGUUUUACUUCAUCCCGCGGGCCACUUUGGCCGGCAUCAUCAUGGUGGCCAUGAUGUCCAUCUUCGACUUCGCAAUCGCCAAGAAGUUAUGGAUCAGUAGUAUAUCCGAGCUCGCGGUGUGGGCCCUGACUAUCUGCGUGGGGGUGUCGGUGGGGCUGGAGUACGGCAUCGCGGCCGGCGCCGCCGCCGACGCCCUGCGAGCCCUCGCCGCCGCCGCGCGCCCACACCUGCAGUUGCAGCUGUUCAAGGUGGGGCACCAGGAGUGCGCGUCGCUGUCGGCGGCGGGCGCGCUGAGCUACGCGAGCGCCGAGCACGCGGCGCGCGCGCUGCGGGCCGCGGCGCGCGCCGGCCGCCUGCUGGUGCUGGACGCGCGCGGCCUGCGCGCCGCCGACGUGGGCGUGCUGGAGUGUGUGUGUGUGUGUCUGCGGGCCGCGGCGCGCGCCGGCCGCCUGCUGGUGCUGGACGCGCGCGGCCUGCGCGCCGCCGACGUGGGCGUGCUGGAGGUGCGUGCGGUUGUGUGUGUGUGUGUCUGCGGGCCGCGGCGCGCGCCGGCCGCCUGCUGGUGCUGGACGCGCGCGGCCUGCGCGCCGCCGACGUGGGCGUGCUGGAGGUGCGUGCGGUGUGAGUGUGUGUGUGUGUGUCUGCGGGCCGCGGCGCGCGCCGGCCGCCUGCUGGUGCUGGACGCGCGCGGCCUGCGCGCCGCCGACGUGGGCGUGCUGGAGAACCUUGGAACUGUUGUAUUAGAUCUGGAGAAAGACAAACACCGUGUUCUGUUGUGGAACUUAAGCCCCAAGCACCAGAAACUGUUAGAAUGUCUUCAUCCUGGAAUAUCCAGUAAAUUCGUAUCGGGACCCAGCAUCGAUCAAUUUAUUUUAGAUCUGAACGCGGCAGGAUUCGUUUGACAUUAAUUCUACGAUACUUUAAAAUUGCGAUAGAAUUAUUUCUAUUUAUGAGAUUUUAUUUCAAAUUGUUAAAUGUAGCGAUAUCUGUAUAUUUACGUUAGGUUAAUAAGAGCGUGUGUUGUACA
Molecule: messenger RNA, 2195 nt
Organism: Melitaea cinxia (Glanville fritillary)
Lineage: Eukaryota; Metazoa; Arthropoda; Insecta; Lepidoptera; Nymphalidae
Product: sodium-independent sulfate anion transporter-like
Exons: 17
Biological process (GO): transmembrane transport
Cellular component (GO): membrane
Molecular function (GO): sulfate transmembrane transporter activity
Source: RefSeq, a predicted model, not a curated record